This is a messenger RNA of Sparassis crispa, 1230 nucleotides long. Its product is annotated as 4-O-dimethylallyl-L-tyrosine synthase. The transcript is spliced from 6 exons. Gene Ontology annotation, molecular function: prenyltransferase activity. Gene Ontology annotation, biological process: alkaloid metabolic process. The record is from RefSeq and is a predicted model, not a curated record. Bases 1 to 1230 code for a protein of 409 amino acids. NCBI's taxonomy places the organism in Eukaryota, Fungi, Basidiomycota, Agaricomycetes, Polyporales, Sparassidaceae.
AUGCUCGCUGCUUCUAUAAUCCUUUCAACCCCCAUCUCUCCCAUUGCGGCUAAUUCCCCCAAUGUCUUUCCGGUCACCCAUAAAACUCUAUCUGAGAGUGUCUACGAUGUCCUGAACUUGACCCUUAGGUUCGGUGAGGAUGAACGCUUCUGGUGGGAGACGUCCGGCCGCAUCCUCGCAAACAUGUUCCAGCACCUGGGCUACAGUGUAACUGUCCAGUUCCUCCACAUGCUGUUUUUCCAUGUUCGCAUCCUGCCGUUCAUGGGCCCGCGUCCAAACUGGCAGAAUAAGCCAGUGUUCAAAUCAUAUAUGACCGAUGACCACACCCCCAUAGAAGUCAGUUGGAUUGUUGGUCCUGAGGGCUCAACCACCGUGCGCUAUGCGAUCGAACCCAUUGAGAAGAGCCUAUUCGCCAAGAAAUCAGCCGCGCUCAGGAUGGUCGACGAGAUGCGCCCUGUAGUGAAUCAUCUCGACCUCAGCUGGUUCUUCUUGCUGGACAAGGUGUUGGUUUGGCAUGGGCAGACCAAUGCUUUAGGCACCAAACAUCUUACUCAAUAUUUUCUUGGCUUUGAUUGUUCUCACACCGGUGCCAUCACCCUAAAGGCAUACUUUCUACCGGAGAUCAAGGCCGCGCUGACGGGUGUCUCGAAGGAAAUGCUUACGAUGCACGCACUCAAGUCGUUGGAUGCUGAGUUGACAAUUCCAUGGAAAGCUAUCAUUAUGUACUUUAACACGCUUCCAUCUUCUAUGAGGCCGGAUAUCGAGAUCCUUGCGACUGACUGUGGGGCGCCUGAGGACAGCCGCAUCAAGGCGCUUGUCGACCUCUGGCGCCUGGUCAUGGGCGUCGACACCGCUAUGCCAGACUGGAAGGAGCAGCACCUGGUGUCGCCCUCAUCGAACAACAACCAUAUCACUUGUGGGUUGCUGCUUUACUACGAGCUGAAACCAGGGUGCGCACAGCCGUUGCCGAAGGUGUACCUGCCCGUGCGCCACUACUGUACAGAUGACCUCGCAGUUGCACGCGGGAUGCAGGCGUUCCACCGUGCACGAGGCAACACGCUGCUCAAUGGGUAUGUGCGGGAUGUGGAGGCCAUCUUCGGGCGCCACCGCCCGCUUGGUGUGUGCACGGGCAUACACACGUAUGUCUCGCUUGCAAUCAAGAGGAAGGAGUUUGAGGUGACGAGCUAUUUCAAUCCAGAGGCGUAUGGGCCUGAGCGGUUUAGCCCGUGA